Molecule: messenger RNA, 1065 nt
Organism: Symbiodinium natans
Lineage: Eukaryota; Dinophyceae; Suessiales; Symbiodiniaceae
Source: the annotation of a GenBank genome assembly
AUGGCCGUCCCCGCAGGUGUGAUUGCCCCGAUCGUCCCAUUGGCUGGCUUAGAUCAGUUGAAAGACGAUUGCAAGCGCCUCCUGAACGAAAGCGCGAUGCAAUACAGGGGAUUGCAGGAGAUCCUGUCUGAUGCAUUGGCAUUGCUCCCGACAGAGACAGCAUGCCUCCCGAUCGUUCGGAGGAUUGGCAUUGACAUCGACACAGCGAAAGCUCUUUUGGUGAGGAUGAGACUGAUUGAGCAUUGCAUCGGUGGAGUGCUGCUCAACAAUGCAAGCCUCAAGACAUUGGAGCCGCAAGCUGGAUUGAAUCCAUUGAGGCUUGGAUCGUACGCGACAUGCCUCAAAACGGAGGAUUGGCCCAGUCCAGAGGGCAUUGGUCCUUCCGUGGGAUUGGCAUGGCUCAUUGUCGCUUACAGUGCGCAGGCUGGAAUGCGCGUUGGUGCAGUCCAACAUGGGUUGCCAUUGGCAUUGGUCACUGCUCAGAUUGGAAGUGAGAUGAUCCUGGAUGGCUCAUUGAUGGCGAUGCCCUUCUUCCUGGCAUUGCCAGAGUCAUUGAUGCGAAGCGUGGUGGCAGACGGCGUCAUUGCAUUGGAUGGUUUUCCGUGUGGUCAGGCAAAUGCCUUCACCACCAUUGACCAGGCAUUGGUGAAGCUCCAUCAGUGGUGCGAUCAGGGCGGAUUGUUGCAUUGGCACAACCAGUCUUACUGUGGCCAUUGCUUGAUCGUGGAGGCCAUUGAAGAUGGCAACUACCGCCUGAACCCGAUUGAGCUGUUGACUGCGAUGGUGGUUGACACUCGAUUGUCACUGAAGGCCCUUUUGGACGGAUUGAAUUGGGACUUGAGUGGCACAACGGAGCAGUUUUCGUUCCACCGCCACAUUGCCGUCCCGACACGCCUGAGCAAGCUGAUUGGUGCAGGACGCACCGCAGGCAUUGGCUCGUCGGCCAUUGCUGGAAGCGCAGUGGCAAGGGCCAUUGGCGAAGGCCAGAUUGGCAGCUCCGAGCUCACGAUCGCAAGCGGAGGCAGCCGAUUGAGGAUUGCCCUCAACGUCCACCAGAUGGACUGA